Polyodon spathula (Mississippi paddlefish) is the source of this 1463-nucleotide messenger RNA. Its product is annotated as sigma non-opioid intracellular receptor 1-like. Gene Ontology annotation, cellular component: endoplasmic reticulum. The transcript is spliced from 4 exons. NCBI's taxonomy places the organism in Eukaryota, Metazoa, Chordata, Actinopteri, Acipenseriformes, Polyodontidae. The record is from RefSeq and is a predicted model, not a curated record. Bases 229 to 894 code for a protein of 221 amino acids.
UUCAGGGCGCUACCAUUGAAAGAACCUUCACACGAGCUCCCCGCUAUUGGUGGUUUUAGAAAUCAGUCUUGAAUCAUGCUUCAGCGCCAGUCGGCGUGUAGAGGGUUACUGAAAUAUUGCUCAAUGUUUAGACUGAAGAAGUAGGCUUUUGUGAUACUUAAAGGGUUUAUACUUUUGAUUAAUUACCGCUCCCUCGCUGUUUACACGUGACUUGUCUUAGUUGCAGCCAUGACUUUUAUUUCAAAAGUGUUAAAACUCGUGGUGGUGCUCGGAGUGCUGACAUUGCUUGUUCUGUACAUGCAGUACUGGUUGGGGAACAAACAGUAUGUGUUCAACAAGGACGAUGUUGCAAAGCUGGCCAAGCAGUAUGCAGGACUGGAUCAUGAGAUGGCUUUCUCCAAAGUUGUGGUGGAGUUGAGGAAGAAGUAUCCUGGCCAUAUACUUCCAGAUGAGGACCUGCAAUGGGUAUUUGUAAAUGCUGGUGGUUGGAUGGGCUCCAUGUGUCUGCUCCAUGCUUCCCUCACAGAAUACGUCUUGCUUUUUGGAACUGCAGUGGACACUGGCGGUCAUUCAGGUCGCUACUGGGCUGAAAUCUCUGACACCAUUAUCUCUGGUACUUUCAGACAGUGGAAAGAGGGGACGACAAAAAGUGAAGUUUAUUAUCCAGGUGAUACUGUUGUUCAUGCAGUAGGUAAAGCUACAUCAGUCCAGUGGAGUGCUGGUACCUGGAUGGUGGAAUAUGGCCGAGGAUUCAUUCCUUCCACAUUAGGAUUUGCACUAGCUGAUACAGUCUUUAGCACUCAGGACUUCCUCACUUUGUUUUACACGGUUCGGGUUUAUGUGAAAGGAGUGCUGCUACAAGCGAAUACAUUGCUAACUGAGACUCUGUGGUAAAAUUAAGUUUCUAGCAGACAGUGGUUUGCAAUGUGUAUGAUAACUACUGGUAUUCUUGGGAUCUGCGCAUUUUGUAGACAAACAUGGGCAGUCUGAUUGUUUUCAAGGGUAGUAUGAUGAACACCCUACUCUGCCAAACGAUACAUUUAAAUACAAAUUAAGAAUGUUUACAGCUUCAUUUUUUAAAAUUUGAAGUUUUAGUUAAUUUAGUUAUUCAAUUAAAAAUGUUGAAUGUGGAAUAUCUGGCAUAUCCAAAACAUAAAACUGGGUGAACUCAGUUCAGUUAUAAGUUGUGUAUGUGGAAAUAUUUACUGUGUAUUUUCAUCUAACAUUUAUACUUUGGCCAUGCAACAUACUUUAUGUUCUGGACCCUGAGCAUUUCUGGGUUGCUUUAAUAACAUAACUGGUAACAUUUUUACUAAUUUUAAUCAAUGUAUUUUUGUCUCUAUUAGUAUAUGUUAAAGUAUUACUUCCCAGUAACAGUUUGAAAGAUGAUUGAAUAAUGCAUCAGACUUGUUCUACAUAAAUCAAAAUUGUAAUGUUUUGCAAAUAAAGUGAUGCUAAUAAAA